Salvelinus sp. IW2-2015 is the source of this 1710-nucleotide messenger RNA. RefSeq lists its product as uncharacterized. The record is from RefSeq and is a predicted model, not a curated record. NCBI's taxonomy places the organism in Eukaryota, Metazoa, Chordata, Actinopteri, Salmoniformes, Salmonidae.
AGAGGACCACAGACUGUUGCAAAGGAUUAUGGUCCCCCAAAAAUAUUUUUUGUUGUAUUUAUGGAAAAAGGACAGUGUGUUUCUGGAAGGCCAAGAGAUGACCAAUAAUAAAGAUUGUCAAAGACAGUUGUCCUCUUCCUUUACAGGAGAUAUAUAUAUAUAUACACUAUUUAAGCUGACACGUGACAAACGUGUUUGUGCCGUGUGUAUUUGUAGAGUAUACAAACUCUAGCAGACACUAUGCUUCCGACUUAGCUGGCAUGCUAAUUGCUGAUUGGUCAUAGGAUUGUUACUAGUUAAAACAUUUGAAAUAUAGUUUAAAAAAAUAAACUUUAAAAAACAGUUUUUAUUUAUAUAUAUAUAUAUAUAUACAAAUAUUAAUUUUAGAUUGUAUUUAAACUGGUUAUCAGAGUAUUCAUGCAUCUAUGAAAUUCAUUUCUUUUUUAUAUAAAAUGAUUUUGACAAAUAAUCAAUUGUUUCCCUUCACUCUUAAAUAGGGUUCUGUUUUCAGCAUCUUCCCAGCACCAGUCCUCAAGCCUUAGAGGAUACUGCUAUUUCCCUGAUAAUAAAUCAAUCUUUAUCAUUGAUUAGAUGCCAGCAGGGUAACGACCCCAGGCAAAUUUUGACUGUCCACAUUAAUACAGAAGAUGGAAAUGAUGCUAUCUAUAUGCCUGUUGCACAUGUGACAAACUAAAAUGUGGGAUGGAAACGUAAUGACAUGAAUCAACACCUGGAAGAAAUUUAGGAUGGUAAGAAUAAUUUAAUAUUAAGAUUCUGGAACUGAGGCAUUCUGAGACGUGUCACAGCUGACAACAGCAUUUUUCAAGUGCUUUUGAACAGCAACAAGACUAUCCUGUCCAUUGUGUACCAAGUAGGUAAGAAAUGACCGCAUUUGUUUAACCUAUAAUACGUAGUGUACAUUAUGAAUAAUUGUAUUGGCAUUGAAUGUUUAUUUUAAGUUACUGAAGACUUCUACACUAUACUUAUGUGAUCCAGAGGUUUUGGGAUGGAGAAGAUGGAGACGGCUCACACUGCACAGCAGCCCACCUUGGAUGACUCACAGAGUGAGGAGGAGGAGGAUGAUGGCUUUGUUGGGGGGACCGGAGUGCAGUCAGACAAGCGACAGAGUGGCGCGGCGUCAGAGGGUGUGGAUGAAGAGGAUGACGAUGAAGAGGCAGGACCUGCAGCCCAACCCAAGGAGAAGGAGGAGGAUUCCUUUGCCCGGAUGCUUUCUAUCUGGGGCACCACCAAGUAUAUCAGCAAGUGGAAGAUGGCCCAUCGGAGAGGCUACCACAUCAACUGCCUGACCGAUGACCCCGAACGCAAGGCCAUGAUCAUGCAGCAUGAGCUGGACUGCAAAACCAGUAUUCCCCUCCCUAUGGUGUGUAUGAUUGAGAAGGAGACCCUGCAGAUUCUACAAAAUAUUGAGAAUGACUACAAGUACAAGUUGGGCGCCAGCCAUCAUCUGACGAAAGAGCUCCAUGAGCGUAUUGAGAGCCUGAAGUGCCAGGUAUCCUCCAAGGUUAGGCACAGUGAGCCGGCCCCAGAGGGAGGAGUGCUGGCGACCCUGGUGGGGUGGGGCAGGGCGCUGUCUGCUAUGCUGGGUUGGCGCAGUGGAGCCUCAGCUACUAAAGACGAGAAUGCUCUACCCUGCAAGGAGUGUCCCCUUGAAACAGACGACACAAAAGAAUAAAGAUUUGAAUAGAAAUU